Messenger RNA from Macrosiphum euphorbiae (potato aphid), 468 nucleotides. The record is from the annotation of a GenBank genome assembly. Lineage: Eukaryota; Metazoa; Arthropoda; Insecta; Hemiptera; Aphididae.
AUGGCAGUUGUUGAUUCCGAAUAUUGUUUUGUGUCUAUCGAUGUUGGGGCGUAUAGUCGAGAAGGCUAUUCUUCAGUCUUCAAAGAUUCUCCGUUUGGAAAAAAACUUUAUUCGGACCAAUUAAAUCUUCCGGCCCCUGCUUGUUUACCCAAUACAACUGAUUCUCCGCAACCUUACGUUAUCGUAGGAGACGAAGCAUUUGGAUUGCAUAAGAAUUUAUUAAGGCCAUAUCCAGGAUGUGGUCUUAACCCAACAAGAAGAGUUUUUAACUAUAGACUGUCCCGUGCUCGAAGGUUAGUGGAAUGCGCCUUUGGUAUUCUUGCAAACAAAUGGAGAGUUCUACACAGUCCACUUUUAGUUGAACCAGACUACGCAGACGACGUAGUAAAAGCUUGUUGUAUUCUUCACAACUAUAUUCGAAGAAGAGAUGGUUACAAAUUUGAAGAUACUCUUUCUAAUGUGAUUUAG